AUGCUUUUGGGCGGCAACGUGCGUGACCGUAUCCGCGUCUAUGCCCACUGGGGCAUCCGCGACAUGUCGGAAGAGUCGCUCGAACAGGCUAGAAACCGUCUGGAGAUGUUGAGCGCUAUGGGUUACACCGCAUACAAAGCCGGUCCUCCCGGUUUUUGGCGGGCCCACGAACCUCCCUCCCGAAUCGACGAGUUCGUCGAGAUGGCAUUUACGAUGCGCGAGUGGGUCGGCGACGAUGUUGAGUUGUGCUUCGACUUCCAUGGGAAGAUGGCCCCUGGGAUCGCCAUUGAGGUCUGCAACGAACUCAAGGGGAUGCGACCGAUGUUCGUCGAAGAACCCGUGCCGCAGGAAAAUGAAGAUGCCCUCAAGCUGGUGUCAGAUCAUGUGCCCUUCCCUAUCGCAACCGGCGAACGUCUCCUAUCACGAUGGGAAUUCAGGCGCAUCAUCGAACAGCAAUGCGUUUCGCUGUUGCAGCCCGACGUCGCCCACUGCGGCGGUAUCACCGAGUUGAAGAAAAUUGCCAACUACGCCGAGGUUUACUACCAGCACAUCAUGCCGCAUUGUGCCAUCGGCCCGCUAGCUCUGGCCGCAUGCAUGACGGUCGAUGCGGUGGUACCGAACUUCUUGGUUCAGGAACAGGUCGAUCAGGCUCUGGGCAACGGCAUCAUUAAGAACGACUGGCAGGUCAAUGACGGCCAUAUCGAGUUGUGGGACACGCCAGGAUUGGGCGUGGAAGUCGACGAAACCGAAGCGAUGAAGGUGUUUGACGGCGAAGCUACCGGGUAUCACCGAGAAUUGGGCGGUGAAUCGUACUUUGCAGAUGGUUCCGUCGCCGAUUGGUAA
Messenger RNA from Geodia barretti, 843 nucleotides. NCBI's taxonomy places the organism in Eukaryota, Metazoa, Porifera, Demospongiae, Tetractinellida, Geodiidae. The record is from the annotation of a GenBank genome assembly.